Molecule: messenger RNA, 1044 nt
Organism: Sordaria macrospora k-hell
Lineage: Eukaryota; Fungi; Ascomycota; Sordariomycetes; Sordariales; Sordariaceae
Biological process (GO): maturation of 5.8S rRNA; maturation of LSU-rRNA
Cellular component (GO): preribosome, large subunit precursor; Las1 complex
Molecular function (GO): endonuclease activity
Source: RefSeq, a predicted model, not a curated record
AUGGUCCAGUACAUCUUCACGCCCUGGCGCGACCGCCGCGAACUCCUCGCCGUUCGCCGGCAGUUCUACCCGCAUCAGUACGAAACUCAGGCAGCACCACAACCACCACCACAAGAACUAUCGCAGCGAGGAGGGUCAGGAACAGCAGCAGCAUCAGGAUCAAAACGAAGCCGCGCAGCACAAACCACUAACACCCAACGCACCGCCACCACCACCACCCGCAAACGCACCCGAACCGAUGACGGCAAUGGCUCCUCAGCCAGCGGCGGCGGCACGCAACCCGAGGAUGAACAUGAAGGCCGACAAGCUCAAGCUCAAGACCAAAACCAAGACAGAGGAAGAGACCAACGCCGCCUAGCCGUCGCUCGCGUCUCCAUGUGGAUGCAACGCGGUAAUUGUCCGCACAUGGUUGAGUCGACGGCCUUGCUCAUGGCGGCGAUUUUGUCGGAUGAGGAGCAGACUGGUAUUGCUGGUUCUUCCUCGGGCACUUGCAGUUCCUGGACUUCGGGGAUGGGGAUGGGUAUGGGUAUGGGAAGGGUCGUGGAAGGGUUCAGGGUUGGUAAUGGGAUUGGAAGCGGCAAUGGGAUAGGAGUUAUGAGCUCUAGUUAUGCGGUUCGGGCGGCUUAUUCUGCUGCUUUUAGUCGCUUCGUAACAGGCCUCCUAGACUCCCAUCAAGAUAAACAGCGCAAAAUGUCCAUGUACGGCGUCGCCAAGAGCGUCGGGCUUCCCGCGACUUUUGUCGAGCUGAGGCACCAGGCUACGCACGAGCAGCUGCCGAGCUUGACGAGGCUGAGGACCGCGGCGAAGAAGGGGCUGGAGUGGAUUUGGGAGUAUUAUUGGAAGCAUUUGCCGGAGGUGGAGGAUGAGGAUGAGAAGAGGGUGAAGGGUGAGGAUGUGAUUAUGUUGGAUGAGGAGGAGGAGGAGGAGGGGAACGAGAAGGAUGAGGGUGGUAGUGGUGAGGAUGGAGGUGAUGAGGAUGAGGGACCGGCGUGGCGAUUGUAUAGUGAGGAUGAGUGGGUGCCUAAGCCUAUUGGUGCUGUUUGA